CCGUGAUUCUACCGAGGACCAACCUAACCCAAACUCGCGUUCGCAAAAUCAACAUAAAGAAAGUGCGGUUCACCGACAGCAGUUCACCGGGAAGUAAGACUCUCUCCAGUUGCUUUGCAGAUUUAUCUUGUUCUAGAAGUAAACUCACCGGCGGAAGGAAAAAAGCGCAACCACAAUGUCGGAACCAUCUAAGGACGCAUUACGCAAGGAAAUUGCCGCCAUUCUCAAGGAUGCCAACCUGGAGGAAACGGCCGCCAAAAAGGUGCGCCUACAGCUCGAGGCCAAUCUCAAGUGUGACCUGUCGGGCCGCAAGAAAGAGGUGGACGAUCUCGUGAUGGAGUACGUCAAUGCACAGGACGAAUCCGGCGAAGAAGAGGAAGAGGACGAUGAGGAAGAAGAGGAAGCCCCCAAGAAGAAGCCAUCGAAAAAGAAGCAAGACAGCGAAGACGAGGAUGAGGAGGAGGAAGAGGAGGACUCCGACGAUGAUAAGAAAAAGAAGGGCAAGCGUGGUGCACCUGCCAAGCGGGGACCAGCCAAGAAGAAGAAGCGCGGGUCGGACAGUGAGGAGGAAUCGGAUGGCUCCGAUGGGGGAUCCGACGAUGAUUACAAACCGAAUAAGGGACCUAAGGGUAGUGCCAAGAAGGUCGGCCGUAAGAAGAAGGGUGGCUCCGAUUCCGACUCGGACGAAGAUUGGAAGCGAUCGAAGCCUGCCAAGGCUAAGAAGGCUCCUGGAGCCAAGAAGGGUAGCGGUAAGGGAACGGGCUUCACCCGACCAUACAAUCUGUCGCCGGAGCUGGCCGCUAUUUGCGGAGCAGAAGCUCUUCCUAGGCACGAGGUCGUCAAAAAGGUGUGGACCAUCAUCAAGGAGCGUAAUCUGUACGAUCCCAAGAACAAGCAAUAUGCCAUCUGCGACUCAGAGCUGCAGACCGUCAUAGGCGUCAAGCGAUUCCGCACGUUCGGUAUGCUUAAAUACUUGAAACCGCAUUUCCUAAACUAAGACGGGUGGCGUGGGGCAAACGUCUGACUUUUCCUUUCCUGCUUUGAAUAACUGUGAAGUUUAGGAACGUUUUCCAAACCAACAUAAUAAUUGUGCAAAAAUUCGCACAGGAAUGCGAGUCAUUUUUCUCUAUAGGUUUUAAGUGGGGAACGUACCUAAAGCAGGAAAUUUAUUAACCGCUCAUUGGAGCGGAAUAACUUGUACGCAGGACGCAAUCCUUUGGAGACUGGCUGCAAAAGCCAGUCUCCUCCCAAGCUAUAUUUUUAAUACUUUCAAUAACCCGAUAUCAGUCAAUGAAUGCGACAAAUAAGCGCAGAAUAUUUAGGAGAAAGCAGAUGAUAAAUUAAAAUGCUAAUUUUAAGUGUAAAAGAUUGUACGAACCGAAUUGAACGCAAACACUACGCGCUCAUCGCGAAAUUCUUCGAGUGAUGGUAAUAAAGUAUCGAACAAACA
Armigeres subalbatus is the source of this 1450-nucleotide messenger RNA. RefSeq names its product mitotic apparatus protein p62 (gene Non2). Gene Ontology annotation, cellular component: nucleus. The record is from RefSeq and is a predicted model, not a curated record. NCBI's taxonomy places the organism in Eukaryota, Metazoa, Arthropoda, Insecta, Diptera, Culicidae. The transcript has 2 exons. Bases 176 to 997 code for a protein of 273 amino acids.